AUGGCGCUAAUACUUCACUCAUCCUCCACCUCUAGUUUUGCCAUCACCAAGAAACACCAUCUUCUUCUACCCACCAAAUUCUCUCUCCUCUCCAUCAAAUCCCAAAACCCUUCAACGGAACCUCCAAAACCCACAAUUUCUACCCAAGGAAUUGAUGAGACCUCUUCGACAUCACCCAAGAAACUCGAUUCAGCUGGCCUAGGGUUUGGCUCUUCAUCUUCUGCUAAUUUGGACGCCGAUUCAGUGAAUACGAAGAAGAAACAGAGCAAGAGAGNUAAUGUAGAUAUGGUGUGCUUGAUGUGUGCAGGUUACUAUAGUUACUUGUAUGCCAAGUGCUUUGCAGCAACCAUAUGGCAAAAGAUAUGCCAGGAGGAUCCACUAUCAUUAGCCACAGGAUCUGCUAUUAGAACGAAAUUCUUGCAACACGGAGGAGCCAAAGACCCAGCUGAUAUAUUGAACGAUCUCACAGGGGAUGGGAUUCUAAAAUAUCAACACGGGGGUAUAAUUCCAGACACUGCUAGCCUAUUUGAUGAAAUGGAGCUCACGAAAGGUUGGUGA
Ilex paraguariensis (yerba mate) is the source of this 558-nucleotide messenger RNA. The record is from the annotation of a GenBank genome assembly. Lineage: Eukaryota; Viridiplantae; Streptophyta; Magnoliopsida; Aquifoliales; Aquifoliaceae.